This is a messenger RNA of Phyllotreta striolata, 4495 nucleotides long. NCBI's taxonomy places the organism in Eukaryota, Metazoa, Arthropoda, Insecta, Coleoptera, Chrysomelidae. The record is from the annotation of a GenBank genome assembly.
ACUGAAUCGUUUCCAAAAAAUGUUGACCGUUUAUCAAUUAUCCUUCAUCAAGAGGAUAAUAAAUAACAGAUCGAAACAAAAACGAUAAUUGGCGAGUAUGACCGAAAUUACCUAAUUCUCGAAAGCGAAAUAAUUAUAUCAGAAAACGAGUUAAUUAAAAAAAACAAUGGACCGUCGACCGGAGCGACGUACACAAAGUCGAUCUUCGUCUCGCGUUUGGGCAUUCGUGCUUCAUUUUCUCAGUAUCCUCGCUGGUCGUUAGGCGAAGAAAACUGAAGAUUGCGGCAGACAUCGUCGAGCUGUACGCAACACGGGUACCGUGAGAACCGACUUGGCUAAAUCGACUCUGCACUUUUAAUGGCAAGUUUUGAAAUGAUGUGAAGUGGUUUUGGUGAUAUGGAGACUUUCAAUUGUGUUCCUAACAUCACUAAAUCCAAAAUCAGACCGCACUUGACCGGGAAUUUUUACCACAAUGUAUCCAGAGGUAUCAGGCCAAUUGGGAAUGACUAUGCAAUCCAAAAUUGCACUGGGCGUCGUUCAACCUCGUCCCUUACACUUACUUAUCCAUGGCAGGAGAGACCUCCGCCGACGCCGGUGUCAUGCGUUGGAAUCGAAUACAAAUCUUCAAAAGGGAAGCUGUGUUCUAUAGCGUUAGCUGUAGCUUCGUUCGUAGUAUUAGUAGCUGUAUUAGCGAUCGCUGGGUUAGCUCUGUAUAUGGGUGUCCUGCAUACAGAAACCCCUAAUGUACCUCUCACGUUUAGCUGUAGCGCCAAAAUUGUAAAAGGAGAUAGAUUUAUAGGAGCUCUGCAAGAGAAGGCUCGUAGAUAUAAAAGGAGUUUUGAAGCCAUGUACCAAAGAAGUGUUUUGGGACAUGCAUUCGUAUCUUGUAUAAUCGAAAAAUUCGGAAACGACACCCUUACGGUGUACUUUAAAUUAUUAUUUAAUCGUUUAAAAAUAACUAAGAAUGUGCCAAAUAUUGAAAAAGUUAUUAAAGACAUUUUAAUAACAGAUGCGAUUUCGAGGCAUCCUAUUUUUAAAAACAUUCGAUUCGAUCCUAGGCAAAUAACGGUGAAACAAGCAUUAAAUAACGAUGCUAUUCAACACAUUAAUCCCAGUUCUUCGCUGAUAAUUCCUUCAAAUCACUCUUCCACGGUUUCUUCAAAAAACGUCAUUUUAAAAUCCUUUAACAAAACAUCUCCAGUUUUAACCAUUCCUACAAAAAAACCCAUUGUUGAAGAAACGGAUAUAGCUAAAGAAGACGUUCUACCAGUUGUUCAAGGAUCUUUUAAAAUAAGUAAAACCGACGCUGAUAUUACAGAAAAAAAGACUGAUCAUUCCACAAAUAAACCCAGGCCAACCGAAAAAACGACGCAAGCAACCUACACGAAAAAGAGCACCUUUAGAGAUUCUUCAGUUACAAGUGCGUUGUACAAAAUUGCAGCAGUAGAGAAAGUUACCAAAAACGAAGAUGUCGAAAUUUAUUCAUCCACGAAGCCAACUACAACUACACCUUCAACUACCACAAAAAAACUCACUACCAUUUUCACUACGUCUAGAAUUACAACUACAACUGAACAAUCUACCAAGCCCGUAUUUUUGAUCAAUCCAUUCGAUGAAGCUCCGUGGGUUCCAAUACUUCCAAAUGCUUCACCCGAUAAACAAUUUAAGCCGGUAUUAAACAAUCACUAUUAUUUAAACCCGACUGUACCUACUGCAACAGGUGAUCAUCCUAUUUACACCAGUUUUGUAAAUCCUGGAUUAUCCUACAAUUUUAGGGAGGCUGAAUUAUUGGGUACAACUAGCCUCAAAAGUCAUCCAAUUCCAGUUAAUAAAAUUCCUACCACACAAUCUGUAACUUACCCCACACAGAACCAACAGGAUCGUUUGCCAACAAAUCUGCCAGAUACUUCCACAGAACCUUUUAAAGAGAAACCUAUGGAACCUAUAACACCAAAAUUAGAGACUUCGGAAUUCGUAGAAAUAGAAACAUUUAAAUACGUUCCAAACAAGAAAACCGAAGAAAAUUCUGAUAACAGAGAUCAGUUGUUGCGUAAUAUUUCUUCAAUAUUUCACACGCUUACUUCAUCGUUGGACACUUCCAACUUAAGCAUAAGUUUAGUGGAUUUUGGCAGCAGCACGGCGAAACCCAAAGAAGAACCAGUUUCUGGACAAGGUCAAGUGGAAGUCGUUGAUGAUGAAGAUGAACUAAUACAACAAACAACAAAACAUUCUUUAGUUACUUUACUUCCAGUUAAGUCGAACUCCGGGAUAGGAAGGCCAAUAAGAAAGCGGCCUUAUCACUCAGUAGAAGCUAACGCAUCUUUGGAGAACCGUAGUUUUCCCACCAGUUCAUUUUUCACCAAUGUUAUCAACUCUACUAAAAAUAUUAACGAAGACUUUAAAGUAAUGGGAAUUUUGAAUUUCGCUACCGAAGAGUCUGUCGAUUUACUUAGGUAUCCCAAGAUGGACGAAACAACAACCAGUUACUCCAAAUUGAAGCAGCCUAAUGGUCAUUUAAGCAAUUCAUCUCAUUCCGCCGAAACUAACAUUUCUAACAUAUUGACCGCUGAAGAAAUUAAACAAUUAGCAGAAAUAAGUAAAAUAACAAAUAACGCUAGUAUAUUUCAACCGGAAACACUUAUAUCGAACAAAGCGGUAUCGGCUAGUUAUUCAAAUCUAAACGGAUUGUCAGUAUUGACGAAAUCUUUGAAUAAAAUCAAUGUUUCUUCUAAUGACACUUCAUUAAAAGGAAAUACAUCAGAUUGCACAAAUGCUUCUGUUUUUUGCGGUGACGGUACGUGCUUACCGGAAACAGCAAAAUGCAACCAAUUAAUAGAUUGUAAUGAUGGAGCUGAUGAGGAUAAUUGCAAUUGCGCCGAUUACUUGAAAUCUCAAUACUUGUUGGGAAAAAUUUGCGACGGAGUGGUCGAUUGUUGGGAUUACUCCGACGAGAAUCACUGCGAAUGGUGUCAACCUGAUCAGUAUGUUUGCAGUAAUUCAAAGGUUUGUAUAAACAAAGAUAAAAUAUGCGAUGGAUUCAAGGAUUGCCCGCAAGGGGACGAUGAAAGGCAGUGUGUUACUAUUUCUUCUGACGUAGAAUCAGCUGAUAAAUUUCCUUAUUAUUCAGGAGGUUAUCUGAUGGUGAGAAAAUAUGGAAAAUGGGGAAAAUUGUGCAUUGAUAAUUUUGAAUCAGUCGUCAAUUCAACUCGUAUAGCAUGGCAAAUUCCAGAUCUAGGACAAGCCGUGUGCAAAUCAAUGACAUACCAAAGCAUGUCUUCGAUACGAACUGUAAUUGAAAACCAAAGCGACAAAAACACUUCGGAAUAUUUCGAAUUAGCGCUAUCAAUUCAAAACCAGAAGAAAUCGAGCUUAUCGUUUAAGAAAUCGAAUUGCACUGAUAAAAAGAUUAUUAAAGUUGAAUGCCAGUCGCUGGAAUGUGGAGCCAGACCUCAAGUUGUUAAGCACAUAGCGAGAGUCGUUGGUGGUGGAAACGCUGGAUUGGGAUCGUGGCCUUGGCAAGCAGCCCUUUAUAAAGAAGGUGAGUUCCAAUGUGGCGCAACAUUGCUAUCAGAUCAAUGGCUUGUAUCAGCUGGACAUUGUUUUUACCAUUCUCAGGACGAAUAUUGGGUGGCAAGGUUGGGAGCGUUGAGACGUGGAACUUCAAUGCCCUCACCUUAUGAACAAUUACAGCCAGUAGUAAAGAUAAUAGUACACCCAGGUUACAUAGAUUCAGGUUUUAUCAACGAUAUUUCAUUGUUAAAAUUAAAAUCACCUGUAAUAUUUAGCGAUUACGUAAGACCAGUUUGUUUGCCCCAACCUAACCAAGUGCCUGCCGAUGGAAAAUUAUGCACUGUCGUUGGUUGGGGGCAAUUGUUUGAGGUUGGAAGGAUUUUUCCGGAUACUCUCCAAGAAGUACAAGUUCCAGUUAUUUCUACGUCAGAAUGCAGAAAAAGAACAUUAUUUUUAUCAUUAUAUCGCAUAACAGAAGAUAUGUUUUGCGCUGGUUACGAAAGAGGCGGCAGAGACGCUUGUCUUGGAGAUUCAGGAGGGCCGCUUAUGUGCUUAGAAUCCAACGGCAGAUGGAUACUGCAAGGUGUAACAAGCAACGGAUAUGGUUGUGCAAGAGCCAACAGACCUGGCAUAUACACAAAAGUAGCAAAUUACGUUGAAUGGAUCAAAUUUAUUAUUAACAAUGAUCAAUUAAACGCCGAAAAUGAAAUAUUAAAAGACCCUUGCACUGGCCAUAGAUGCCCUUUGGGAGAGUGCCUACCUGAAAGUAGGUUGUGCAACGGUUUCAUCGAGUGCAGCGAUGGAAGCGACGAAAGGAACUGCACCACUGAAAAAACUGAACCACUUUAAUUUACAAAUUGAUAUUUUUUAACAGAAGAGACUCGAAAUUUUUAGUGUGAUAAUUAAUUUUAUUGUAUUUAUGUAAAUAGUAGUUAAUGUGCCUCUUGAUAAUUUAAAUUUAGUUCAUAUCAUAGAAAUGCGUUCA